AGUCAAAAGUACAAACCCACUUCUCCUGUCUUCCCGUCUUUCUCUCUCCAUUCUUCAUUUUUUUUGACCAAAAACUUUUGCUUCAACCAAUCUUUCUUUUUCAAGAACACAAUUCUUCUUCAUCUUCUUCUUCUCCUUCGAUUCUCAACUUCAUUUUCAUAACAAUUCCUUCUUUUUUUUUCUUUUAUUAUUCUUUUAUUUAUAAAAAUAAUUUUCUAAAAAUGGAAACUGAACAACACAAACCCAAAAAAGAAGAAUCUAACCCAGAUAUGAUUUCUCAAAACAAUUCUAAUUCUAUUAAUUCUAACAAUUCUAAUUUUAAUUAUACUUCUUUCUCGAAGCUUCUAGAAGGCGUUGUUUUGGCUGCUAAUUCUUCUCAUUCGCCUAAUCCUUCACUCAAAACUGACGUCUUUCAGGGACAGUUUGUGAUGUCUCAUCAAGAAGCCUUGGCCAAUGUUACUGCUAAAGCUGCACAGACUCAUCCCGAAACAAAACUCGAAGCUGAAUCGACAAACUCUUUGAUCAAACCGUUGCCAAACCAUAGCGCCUCGUGCAAUACAGACAAACCGUUAGACGAUGCUCCAAGGACACCGAAAUCAGAUGGGUAUAGCUGGCGGAAAUAUGGCCAAAAACAAGUGAAAAGCUCAGGGAGUUCUAGAAGCUAUUAUCGUUGCACUUCUACCUCUUGUUGUGCCAAAAAGAAGGUUCGACAUUUAGAUGUAUCGGGGGAAGUUGUUGAAGUUGUUUAUAAAGGAGAACACAAUCACGAUCCUCCUCGAAACAUCAAGGGCUCUGGUCGAAGGAAGGAUUCAGCUCUACGCACGAGCAUCUCCAAUGGCUCGUCUGUACAAAAUCAUGAUGUUUCUCAACCGGUUACGUGUGACAAAGAAGAUGAACAAAUACGAACUUUUACUGAUAAGUCCCAGGAUGAAAAAUUCAUCAGUGUGGCUGAAGAAUCAACCAGAGAUGCUGCUGAGGAGCAAAAUAUCAAAACAAAUGAUACUACCUUAAGACCUGAGAGUGAGGUAGCCAUAGUGGAACACCAUAGCAGGUUGAGAUCAGAAAAUUCUAAUGAAGCUGCCAUAAUUGAUCCCAUGAGGGUGCCUGAUGUUGCUCCGUUGAAGAAACGAAGGAUAAAAGAAAGUGGUAAAGCUUGCUCCGAAUUGGUGUACAGAACCUUCAAGGAUCCGAAAAUUGUAGUGCAUUCCGUGGGCGAUAUUGGAUUGCCUAGCGAUGGGUACCGGUGGCGCAAGUACGGCCAAAAGAUGGUUAAAGGAACUCCACAUCCUAGGAGUUAUUAUAGGUGCUCAUCUGCCGGUUGUCCUGUUCGCAAGCAUGUUGAAAGGGCUACCGACGAUUCAAGUGCAAUCAUAGUUACUUAUGAAGGAAAGCACGAUCAUGAUGUACCCGUUCCUAAGAAGCAUAAUCAAACUAGCUUACUUAAUCCCAUGCCUUCUAGUGCAGACACGGUGUUGGAUAAGUCGGAAAACAAGUCUCAACACAAAGCAUCCGGUUCGGAGCAGUCUAAAAAUUCAGGUAUUGAUCUCGGGGAAGAAAAGGCUAACGGAGAUAAAGUGUUAGAGUCUGCUCGUACGCUUUUAAGCAUCGGUAUUGAACUUAAAUCUUGCUGAGAAUAUGUGAAAUUAUGGGAUGUUUGGCUGGAGGAAAAACUCUAUCAUUGUGAACACAUGUACAUAUUUUGGUUUAUUUUGAUUAGUUUUAAUUUCUUACAUGUUGGGCUGACUUUACGUCUGGAUUAAAUUAAUGAUCAUUCAACUAUAUAAUAUACCUAUUUACUUACCAGCCGGGUAGCCGGGUGUCCUGAGGGACGUCUUUCAGGCCUAAUCCAUUAAACCUUAAUGUUCAUUUAUUGUAUUUGUAAUACACUUACCUUAUCCUUAAUGCCUACUUACAAUAUACUUAAUGACAACCAAAAAAGUACUUCAAAUGCCUA
This is a messenger RNA of Amaranthus tricolor (Joseph's coat), 1954 nucleotides long. RefSeq names its product probable WRKY transcription factor 32. Lineage: Eukaryota; Viridiplantae; Streptophyta; Magnoliopsida; Caryophyllales; Amaranthaceae. Bases 222 to 1631 code for a protein of 469 amino acids. The record is from RefSeq and is a predicted model, not a curated record. Gene Ontology annotation, molecular function: sequence-specific DNA binding; DNA-binding transcription factor activity. The transcript has 5 exons. Gene Ontology annotation, biological process: regulation of DNA-templated transcription.